Tauraco erythrolophus (red-crested turaco) is the source of this 1230-nucleotide messenger RNA. It is a transcript of the gene ANKRA2, whose product is annotated as ankyrin repeat family A member 2. Gene Ontology annotation, molecular function: protein binding. The record is from RefSeq and is a predicted model, not a curated record. Gene Ontology annotation, cellular component: nucleus. Gene Ontology annotation, biological process: regulation of gene expression. Lineage: Eukaryota; Metazoa; Chordata; Aves; Musophagiformes; Musophagidae.
AUGGAGGCCGUGGCAUCUUCAACAAACUUAGAUGCUGGGGCCCAGUUAAUUGUAGAAGAAUGUCCCACUAGCUACAGCCUUCCACCCAUGCCGGACAUUAAAGUGGAGCAUCAGCUUGACUCUAGCACAGAGGAAGGCCCAGCUCAGAGUGUCACCAUGGGAAUGAAAUUCAUUUUGCCCAAUAGAUUCGAUAUGAAUGUCUGCUCACGAUUUGUGAAAUCUUUGAAUGAGGAGGACAGCAAAAAUAUUCAAGACCAAGUUAACUCCGAUCUUGAAGUGGCAUCUGUCUUAUUUAAAGCUGAAUGCAACAUCCACACUUCUCCUUCCCCUGGUAUCCAAGUAAGACAUGUUUAUACUCCGUCAACUACUAAGCAUUUCUCACCAAUAAAACAAUCAACUACCCUAACUAACAAACACAGGGGAAACGAAGUCUCUACAACACCUCUGCUUGUAAACUCUUUAUCGGUUCAUCAGCUGGCUGCUCAGGGAGAAAUGUUGUAUCUGGCCACACGUAUUGAACAAGAAAAUGUAAUCAAUCAUAAGGAUGAAGAAGGAUUUACCCCUCUGAUGUGGGCUGCAGCUCAUGGGCAGAUAGCAGUAGUGGAAUUUCUCCUCCAGAACGGUGCAGAUCCUCAGAUUUUGGGGAAAGGGCGAGAAAGUGCCCUCUCACUAGCUUGCAGUAAAGGAUACACAGAUAUUGUCAAAAUGCUACUUGACUGUGGAGUUGAUGUCAAUGAGUAUGACUGGAAUGGAGGCACACCUCUGCUAUAUGCGGUACAUGGGAACCAUGUGAAAUGUGUAAAAAUUCUCCUCGAAAGUGGUGCUGAUCCAACCAUCGAAACAGAUGCUGGCUAUAAUUCCAUGGAUUUGGCUGUAGCCUUGGGCUAUCGGAGUGUUCAACAGGUUAUUGAGUCUCAUUUAUUAAGGCUACUUCAAAAUAUCAAGGAAUAAUGGUUGGCUCUUCUGCAGGUAUCAGUUCUCAGCUUGGAGAUUUGAACUGCUGUUUAGCCCUAUAAUCGGUGACAAGUUGGUUGUUCUGUAACUUUAUCUCAGUUCAACUAUUUGCUGGUUUUUGUUAAGCUUUUUAAUAUUCUUCCUCUUCUUUCAUUGUUGUUCGUAGAAAUAUGUGAUGUCAUCCGUUUCUUAAAUAUUUUUUAUAUAAUUUUAGAAGAAAAGGUCAGUUGUCAUGCAUGAAAAACAUUGUAUAUAAAACCAGUUUUGACUAUCUAA